CCUGAAAAAAUAAAAAAAGAAAUUAGUUUGACAAAAAUAUUUCUAAUUUUUGGAAAUUAAAAAAAAAGGGUCUACAGUUUACAGAGAAGCGUCAACCAAGAGCGAGCAGCGUUGGGCUGUCGCCCAUCUUUUGGAGACAUUCUCUCUCUCUUCUCUCCCCUUUGAUCGAUUCUUUCCUCUGUUGCUUUCUCUGAGAGAGAGAGAGAGAGAGAGAGAGAGAGAGAGAGAGAGAAAAGAAAGGAAAAGAAAAGAAAAUCGAAGAGAGAAAGAAGAAGAGGGCGGAGAUUUUUUUUUUUGAGCGAUCUGAGCGGUUAGAGGAUACAAAUGGGGACUCUUCAAACAUGGAGAAAAGCGUAUGGCGCCCUUAAAGAUACCACCAAAGUCGGUCUCGCUCAUGUCAACAGCGAUUAUGCGGAUUUGGAUGUGGCCAUAGUCAAAGCUACAAACCACGUCGAGUGUCCUCCAAAAGAAAGGCAUCUUAGAAAAAUCUUCGUUGCCACAUCAGCAAUUCGCCCUCGAGCAGAUGUUGCUUAUUGCAUUCAUGCGCUUGCCCGCCGAUUGGCCAAGACUCGUAAUUGGACGGUUGCAUUGAAAACACUCAUAGUAAUCCAUAGGGCAUUGAGGGAGGGUGAUCCUACUUUCAGAGAAGAACUUUUAAACUUCUCACAAAGAGCACGCAUUCUCCAACUUUCUAAUUUCAAGGAUGAUUCUAGCCCUAUUGCAUGGGAUUGCUCUGCCUGGGUACGUACAUAUGCAUUGUUUUUGGAAGAAAGACUCGAAUGCUUUAGGAUUCUGAAGUACGACAUUGAAGCUGAGCGUCUCCCAAGACCUGCCCAGGGGCAGGAUAAUGAUUACAGCAGAACCAGGGAGUUGGGCAGCGAAGAAUUGUUGGAGCAAUUGCCUGCUCUGCAGAAAUUGCUUUAUCGUCUAAUUGGUUGCCGGCCAGAAGGUGCUGCUGUCGGCAACUAUGUUAUACAGUAUGCUUUAGCUCUGGUAUUGAAGGAGAGCUUCAAAGUAUAUUGUGCUGUUAAUGGUGGAAUUAUCAAUAUUGUGGACAAGUUUUUUGAGAUGCCAAGACAUGAAGCUGUCAAAGCUCUUGAUGUAUAUAAGCGUGCUGGUCAGCAGGCUAAUAGCCUUUCUGAUUUCUAUGAAGUUUGCAAAGGAUUGGAAUUUUUUAGGAACUUCCAGUUUCCUGCUCUCAGGGAGCCACCACAAUCUUUUCUUGCUACCAUGGAAGAGUACAUUACAGAGGCACCACGUGUGGUUUCUGUUCCAACAGAACCGUUGCUUCAAUUAACAUACAGACCUGAGGAAGGUCUUUCUGAAGAUACUAAAUUAUCCAAUGAUGAACCUGAGCUAUCUGCACCUGCUGAUGAUGUUGCAGUUUCCAGUGUUGAGACUGCUCCUCCUCCCCCUCCCCCACCUCAGACCAACAUGGACACUGGAGACUUACUUGGAUUGAAUUAUUCUGCACCUGAUGCCUCGGCAAUUGAGGAAAGUAAUGCUUUAGCUCUAGCCAUAGUACCAAUUGAUUCUGGUACCGCUUCAACACUUAAUUCCAAUGCUGGUCAACCAAAAGAUUUUGAUCCUACUGGAUGGGAACUUGCCCUUGUCACCACACCAAGUACUGAUAUUUCUGCAGCUACUGAAAGGCAUUUGGCUGGCGGGUUGGACUCACUCACUCUAAACAGUUUGUACGAUGAAGCAGCAUAUAGAGCUUCUCAGCAGCCUGCAUAUGGAGCUACAGCUCCAUAUCCAUUUGAGUUACAAGAUCCAUUUGUCAUGUCAAAUAACAUUGCUCCCCCUACAGCAGUUCAAAUGGCCGCAAUGGCUCGACAAAACAAUCCUUUUGGUGCUUACCAACCAUAUCAGCAGCCACUGCAACAGCAACAUUUGAUGAUCAGCCCAUCAAAUCCAUUUGGUGAUGCAGGGUUCGGGGCAUUUCCGGUGAACCAAAUGGCCCCUGUUGGUCAACCACAUGCCAAUAAUCCAUUUGGAAGCCCAGUCCUAUUGUAAUGUUAAAUGUGACGAGUUGAUUGGUGUAUUUUGGUCGGUGCCGUUGGUUUCGGUGUCUUUCGGAGAUGAAAAGACUGUAGUUUGUUUUUACCCACAGGAUCAAUGGCUUUCAGUUCCGGUCUUACAUUUGUAUGGGCUGUAAAAGUCAGUGAGUAGUUAAAAAUGUAAUAAUACCUAGUUGAUAGAAUUCAAAAUACAAGUAAUUUUGAAAAAGUUUCCUAACUCUGAGCUUUUACUGUAAUUAUUUGCAUGCGUUAGCUAUAUAUUCUCCUAUCUCCGCUUUCUCUCACAAAAGAAAAUUUGCUUUUUCCUUUGAUAAAUUGGCAUGAGAGAACAAAGUUCAUCUGAAGAUAAUCAAGUCAUGCAAACCCUUGCAAAACUGUAAAUCACAGCAUAGGAUGCCAUUAUCUUGAUAUAUCCAAUAAAAAAUUAUUAUGUGAUUCGUAAAAGCAAA
Molecule: messenger RNA, 2470 nt
Organism: Durio zibethinus
Lineage: Eukaryota; Viridiplantae; Streptophyta; Magnoliopsida; Malvales; Malvaceae
Product: putative clathrin assembly protein At2g01600
Biological process (GO): vesicle budding from membrane; clathrin coat assembly; clathrin-dependent endocytosis
Cellular component (GO): clathrin-coated vesicle; clathrin-coated pit
Molecular function (GO): clathrin heavy chain binding; SNARE binding; 1-phosphatidylinositol binding
Source: RefSeq, a predicted model, not a curated record